UACUCACAUUUGUUUUUGUGCUGUGAGAACACAGCCCUAGUUCAAUUAUCACAGCAUCACAGCCACCAUGGCCUCUUACACUGCUUACAGUGGCUACACCAAGCCACCUCAAUCCUAUGCUGGGUCUUACUAUGAUGAAAAGCAAGCCCAGGCCUACACUGACUACCAAGACUCUGUGUACGAGGAAAAAAAGAGGAUUGAGAAGAAGGACCGACGGGAGGCCAUCUGCUGUGAGGUGGUGGCCCUCGUCAUUGGCUUCAUUGGACUAAUCGGGGUGGCAGCCGUGACUGGGCUGCCGAUGUGGAAGGUGACGGCUUUCAUCGAGGAGAACAUCAUUGUCAUGGAGACCCGCUGGGAGGGGUUGUGGAUGAACUGCUACAGACAGGCCAACAUCAGAAUGCAGUGUAAGGUGUACGAUUCCCUGCUGUUUCUGCCUCCAGAUCUCCAGGCUGCUAGGGGUCUGAUGUGCGCCUCCGUGGCCCUGACCUCCUUCGCCCUGAUUGUUUCUGCUGUGGGGAUGAAAUGUACCAAAGUGGUGGACCAUCGGGCUCGCACCAAGCAUAUUGUUCUUGUGGCUGGAGGUUGUCUGUUCCUCAUGGGCUGCGUCACCACUCUGAUUCCCGUGUCCUGGACUGGCCAUGUCAUCAUUAGAGAUUUCUACAACCCUCUGCUGAUCGAUGCCCAGCGCAGGGAGCUUGGGGAGGCUCUUUACAUUGGCUGGGUGACUGGGGCUAUACUUUUCACAGCGGGAGUAAUCCUGCUGUGCCGUCACGCUCCCCGCACCCAGGACCCAGAUGAGAGGAUUGCAUAUAAUCCCGGGCAAAAUAUCUACCAACCUGGAUAUUCAUACCAGCCCAACACGUACCAGCCCUACACGUACCAGCCAGCGUACUCCUACCAACCCCCCUACUCUGCACCCCCACCUGGAUCUGUGGCAUACACCCCAAGCCAGUACUAGGCAACAAACAAACAGAGACAAUUUUGGACUCUUUGUUUUCCCUUGUUUUUUUACAUGCUAAGAUUUGGAGAAUUGGAAUAAGGACAGUCAGAUGACUUGUACCUCCAAACACAGUCUGAAACUGGCCAAACUUUCAUUACUUUUCUCAAAGAGGGCCAAGUUACUUGCUGAGAAAUAUGUUUUUGCUAUAAACUGUGCUAAAUUCAUUGCAUAUUCUUUAUUCAUUUCCAUACAGUUAAUUUAAGAAGCGUAUUUCUGGUACAUAAUACUACACAUACAAUACUACACAAUAAGACUCUGUUGUCAUACUCUUUGAGAAUUAAUUUUGUGCACUGGGCCUUUUUCAGAUUAUAUACCUCUGGAUGAUUUGUGUUUACUGCUGAAUUUUUGUUGUAUAUAGAUACAUAUUUUUCACAUUUUCCAGGGUUAUACAUUAAGUUAAAUGUUGAUUCCAAUAAAGGCACAAUGUUACUAAAAAUCAUCAGAAUUCCAUUUGUGAUUUGUCUCAGAGGAAAAAAACUGUUUGCUUGGCUAACAAAAGCCUGACUGAAACUCCC
This is a messenger RNA of Sphaeramia orbicularis (orbiculate cardinalfish), 1515 nucleotides long. RefSeq names its product claudin 8.2 (gene cldn8.2). Gene Ontology annotation, molecular function: structural molecule activity. Bases 68 to 958 code for a protein of 296 amino acids. The record is from RefSeq and is a predicted model, not a curated record. NCBI's taxonomy places the organism in Eukaryota, Metazoa, Chordata, Actinopteri, Kurtiformes, Apogonidae. The transcript has a single exon. Gene Ontology annotation, cellular component: bicellular tight junction; membrane.